This is a messenger RNA of Pocillopora verrucosa, 3061 nucleotides long. NCBI's taxonomy places the organism in Eukaryota, Metazoa, Cnidaria, Anthozoa, Scleractinia, Pocilloporidae. The record is from RefSeq and is a predicted model, not a curated record.
AUGGUUACCUCCUAUGCAGACUAUGCUGACGACUCAGCAGUGCUGGCUUACGUCCUAAAAGAUGCUACAUUCCUGCUGCACAGCAUUGAAAGAACAGCAAAGGAGAUAGGGCUCUACCUCAAUGCAGAUAAAACAGAGUUCAUCUGCUUCAAUCAAGAUGCGUCAGAAGGGGAUGAAGAGUCUCAAUGUCGUCAGUUGCCAAAUCAGUUUCAAUAUGGCGGACGAGCAAGUUUGAACAUGGCCACAGAAUCGACCUCAAAAACGGAGAAGCAAGAUAUUUUCAAGGACGUCAGAUUCUUCCUAGCUGAGGAAAGCAAUGAAGAGGUGAAACAAGUCUUGAAGUCAGGCGGAGCAGCUCGUGAGUUUUACAUCAGUGAUCUUGUGACUCAUGUUAUCUCCACGGAUACCAAUUUUCCUCAGUAUAGUGAAGCCAAGGAUUGUAACUUGACAAUUGUUCAGCCAAAUUGGGUCUUUUUGAGUGCAAGGUGUGAGAUGCUGUUGCCAUGUGGAGCCUUUCAACCAGAAUCAGAACAACUUUUCAGGGGGAUUGUUGUUUGCCCUUCUCAGAUUCCAGUAAAUGACAGAGAUGCAUUGUGGGCCAUGGUAACAUACUAUGGAGGCCAAUGCCAGCUGAAUCUCAACUCUAACUGCACUCAUCUGGUGAUUCCUCUUCCAUCAGGUCCAAAAUACGAAUGUUCUUUGAAGCAUCCUGAGCACAUUAAGAUUGUCACUCCCAGCUGGAUUGUGGACAGCAUAAAGGCAAAGAAGAGGCUUGAUGAAGUGAAUUACAAACCUUUAAAAGCAGAGACCAAACCAGAAACUGAAGCAACAAGCUCCCUUCUUACACCAGAUGAUAACGACAGAACAACUGCAACACCUUUACCAAUUACUGUUCCUCUGGUUGAACCAACAACUCCUUCUACACCAGUAAUGGAUGGUCCAAAGGUGGCCAUUUCCUUGCCGUCAGCUCUGAUGAGUCCUGAGUCUCCUGUGGUUAUGACUUCCUCUGAAGCCAUAAACACCAAAACAACAACUUUACAAAGUCAGUCAAGUUUAGCAGUUUCUGCAGCAGAAGUGGAGAAAACUACAGACAAAAACAUCGCUACUACACCACAAGAAAAGGAAGAUAUAGAACCAAAACCUGUUUCUGAUGUAUUGAGUAGUGGCAUUAAAAUUGUCGAAAAUAACAAUGAGGAAAUUGUGGAGGAUGAAAAAGAAAAUAAAGAACAAAGCAAUUUACUGAGUGAAGGAAAGUCAAUAGAGAAUGAAGAAUCCAAUUGUUUGGCUGGCUGUAUUUUCGUAAUAGCAGAUUAUCCAGACCGCAUGGAACAUGCUAUUCUUAAUACAUGGAUUGAGGUAAUACAACAACAUGGGGGCAAAGUUAGCCAUUUCUAUUCAAAACAAUCAACACAUUUGCUUUGUCUCAAUCAGCAUGGAGAUCUUUAUCAAAAGGCAAUUUCAGAUGGAAAACGGAUAAUCACAGCACACUGGUUGAAUGAUGUGCUGACAGAAAAAGUGAUGUUUCCACCAUCAAAUCCACUUCAUCUUCCUUUGCCAUUCAAAGAUAAAGUAAACCAGUGCAGGAGUAUGGUCAUCACAGUUACUGGAUAUACAGGCACUGAGAGAACACUAUUGAAGAACAUGAUAUAUGUUAUUGGUGCAAAAUACACCGGCUACUUAACUCGUGUUAACACACAUAUUAUCUGUAAGAGCCCAACAGGAGAAAAAUACACCAAGGCAAAAGAGUGGGGAGUACAAUGUGUGAAUGCAAAGUGGCUUGGUGACAUUGUUACAACUGGCUUUCCAUCUCCAUGUAACCUUGUGAGGUACUCAACCCUGGGUGAGCCAGAUGAACUAGAGAUAACUAAAGAUCUACUGGUCAGAGAGCUUAUAAUUCCCUGGCAGUCAUGUGAAGGUUCAAGUGCACUCGAGAUGACUGUUGGUGGUGGAAAACGGAAAUUUGGAGAACAGAGCACUCCUGAAAAUGGUCAGCUGAGGAAAGUAAGACGAACAUCAAGUCCUGCCAGUGCUGAAAAACCGGAAGGGCCCAGAGUUCUUUUUACUGGCAUUAUACCAUCAGAUGUAUCAAGAUUAACUGAGAUAAUCACUAGUCUUGGAGGAGUUGUGGUCACCUCAGUGAAGGAAUGCACUCACCUUAUAACAAGAAAGAUUAUUCGAACAGUAAAAUUCCUGUGCGCAAUCUCUAUCGCGAAGUACGUUGUGACUCCGGAUUGGAUUGAGAAGAGUCAGCAGUCCACGACAUUUCUUGACCCAAGUGAAUUCACAGUGAAAGACAACUUCUCCGAGGACAUGUAUGACAUGGAUUUGAAAACAUCACUUCAGAGAGCAAGAACGCGGCCACUUUUAAAGGAUAUCAUGGUGUAUGUGACGCAAAGUGUCGAGCCAAGCCCAUCGUCCAUGAAGGAGAUUAUCCAGAGUGCAGGUGGACAGGUGUUGACGAGUGUCCCAUCUCAACAGCACCUAGCAGAGCUUAAACGCAAGGCUAUUGAUCAGGGAUCACCCGUGUUACUGGUUAUUAGUUGCGACAAAGAUGGCCUGCUGUGUUCAGAAUUUCUCAAGAAAGGAUUUGACAUACACAAUGCUGAACUAAUCUUGUCAGGUGUAUUGAAGCAGCAAUUGGAUCUCGACUUAUAUAAACUUGAAAUAACUUUGGAGUGACAGCAUGUUACAGAUGGAAACGUUUCGCCCCUCACGAAUUUAAAUUUUAGUUAGAUUUAAUCAAUAUUUUUCACCCAGUGUUAUCUGGCUUUUUAUCACGAUAUUGAUGAUAUGUUCGAGUAGCUACGAAAUGUUAUCAGCUUUGAAGAUACAAAAAUCUUCACCAAAUUCCCACUGCCUCCUUUGAAAAAUUCCUCGUUAUCUGUUUAGAAUUUAUCCUUUGUGCAGGAUUUCAAUGACAGACUCAUGUAAAUAAGACUCUUCCUCGUAGUAUUCGAAAGCAAAAGUGUCAGGUUUUUAUUUCACUAAUAUAUGGUACCUUACAUGAUAUAUAUAUGUUAUAUUAGUAUACGAAACGUGAUACACAUUAAACCCUUUUUAA